AUGAUUGAUGACGUAGAACUUCUCGAAAGAGAUAUCGCUUGCGGACUUGAAGUGAUUGCUAAAGGUCUUCAAGAGCGAUAUGAAGAAUUUCAACAGAUUCUUCCGGUAGCAGAAGAGGAUAUUGUCAUAAGACUUCAAGAUCUUGGGAACAAAAUUGAAGAGAAACUUCAGCUUGCUGACAGUUUCAUAAGGGAAAGCAGUGGUAUGGAUACUUCGGGGGAGAAAUCACGUCUUGCAAUCAGUGCGCAAGACAAAAUAUUGCGGAAAAAGCUGUCCGAAUUAUCAGAAUGUCGUCAGCUUCUUGACAAAGUCCAAGAAAUCGAAGGAUUGUUAGUUGCCUCCCGUUCUAACUCGAUCAGUGAAAUUGUGCAAGCAAGAAACCUUCUUGAAUGUGAAACACAACUGAACGAAAUCACUAAGGAUGAUGGAUGGCCAAUCCUGACGGGCAGAGUUCGUGAUAUUUUACGGGAAGAGGUUAGCUUUAUGAUGAGCUCGCUCAAAUACAAGCUCUCUUAUGGAUUUGACGAAUUUGUUUCGUAUCCAGCAACGGAAGUGAAGGGAACUGUUCAUAUGCGCGUUUGCAGCGAGAGUCCGAAUAAUGUUGGUGAGUUUCUUACCGCUAUGAGCCUGUUGGGAGAGCUAGACGGUCGACUGAAAAAAUGGGCUGCCUACAUCGUAAAUAAUUUUGUGCAACCCAUUAUUACUAGUGGAGAUGGAGUUGAUCCGUACGAGCGUUUUGUAGUGACUAAUGGAUCGGCAGAGUUCACUGCAAGUAGCAAAACCAAGCCUACUGUCAAAGGGAUUUCCGUUGCUGGAGUUGUUAGUGGAUUACAUCGAUUUUUCUCCAAUCUUGCUUCAACCAUAGAAGGUAUUGACGUGAACGGUAGGCCGCUUCCUUUGUGUCUUGGCCAAUUCUUUCAAGAUGAUCUAAUGGGCAUGUUUUUGAAGCAAUGCAUUGCUGCUUCCGUACCAGUGCCAGAUCCAGAUGGUUCGAAGUUCAAAAAUGCUAUGGAUCUAGCGGAGAAAUUCCGAGAAGAUAUGAUAAAGCUCGGUUUCUUCAAUGACGCCACUCCUUCUUUCCAAGAGUAUUCCGAACAACAUUUCACAGUUUUUAUCGAUAGAAGAUGUCUGGAAGUGAUCAGAAGGGCUAAAGAAUUGAUUUGCAUGCCCUAUUUAGAAUUAGCUGAGGUAGGGUGUGGCGAAGAAGUCAGUGAAGAAACUAUUCUUCAAUAUAAGGAAGCUUUUGGAAAACCGCUACCUAAGUCAUCAACAUCAUGUGACAGUUUGUACCCGGUCCUACUGCAGCUUCCUAAAUGCAAAGUCAGCAAGUCUACAGUAGACCUCAUGGAGUUGGUCUUCUCCACCCUAGAAGAUGCCAUCAAUACUGACAAUGAAAAGUUAUCCGGCCGCUUAGCACUAACCGCUCGAAAUAUUCUGCAGUUAUUUGAGCUAACAGCCCCACGACAUCACGGAACUGCGAUUUCGUCGAUGCCUCAGAUGGCUGCAAUAUUUUACAAUAAUUGCUAUUACAUUUGCCAUCGACUUAUGUUGAUACCAUUUGGUAUACUUAAAGAUGUGGAGAAACACUCAGCCAAGUAUGCAAGUUUCCGCCCAAUCUUUUCUGAUUCGCUGUGGAAACUGAGGGAGAUUGCUGCGGAUAUGUUGGAACAGACUAUGAGACGGUGUAGGCGUGACAUCAGUGUGAUGUUGAACAAAGAUGACUUAUUUAUCAAAAUUGACGAUCUUGAACGAUGUGAUGAAACAAAAGACGUACUCAAUGCUUGUCUUAUGCAUGUACAAAGCAUUUCACAUCAACUUAAAGAGGUGCUGGCCGAAAUGGUCUAUUCGCAAACCAUGGCUAACAUUGUCUCAUUCCUCCUUAAUAGUAUUUGUGAUGUCAUAUUGAGGCUAGAAGACAUCCGUUCGGUGGAUGCGGACAUUUCAGCGAAGAUGAUUGAGACUUUACUGGAUCAGUUAGGUCCGAUUUUCAUGGUUAAUGGGCGAUCUUCCAUUCACGAAGUGUGUUCCACAUCAUACUUCCGAACAAAGGAAAUCAUAUUCUGCUUGAAGGGAAGCUUGCAGAGCAUUGAUGACCGUUGGUGCAGCGCCAAAGGACCCCUUGCGCAAUGGCUUCAAGCGAGUGAAGUUCGUUCUCUUAUCAAGGCGCUGUUCAUGAACACAGAACAGAGGAGGCAAUUACUUGACUCGAUUUUCUGA
This is a messenger RNA of Necator americanus (New World hookworm), 2217 nucleotides long. RefSeq lists its product as uncharacterized. The record is from RefSeq and is a predicted model, not a curated record. The transcript has 19 exons. The coding region runs from base 1 to 2217 and encodes 738 amino acids. NCBI's taxonomy places the organism in Eukaryota, Metazoa, Nematoda, Chromadorea, Rhabditida, Ancylostomatidae. Gene Ontology annotation, cellular component: RZZ complex. Gene Ontology annotation, biological process: mitotic spindle assembly checkpoint signaling; endoplasmic reticulum to Golgi vesicle-mediated transport.